CCCUCUUUUUUCAGAUAUUCUGAAACAUUCGAUUUUAUUGUGUCAUAUUCGAGUAUUGAACACAGUGGCCUGGGACGUUACAGUGAUCCUCUCGAUCCUAUUGCUGAUCUUUUCGAGAUGCAAAAGCUAAGUUGCUUGAUGAAGAAAAAUGCACUUCUGUUUCUUGGAAUUCCAGUGGGUAUCGACAUGGUAACGUUCAAUGCUCAUCGUAUUUAUGGAAGAGUUCGCCUGCCGAUGCUGCUGGAAGGUUUAAUCUUUCAAUUUCCAUUACUUUAUUAA
This is a messenger RNA of Gongylonema pulchrum, 279 nucleotides long. The record is from the annotation of a GenBank genome assembly. NCBI's taxonomy places the organism in Eukaryota, Metazoa, Nematoda, Chromadorea, Rhabditida, Gongylonematidae.